AUGAUCACGUUCGCCGACCUCACGGAGCCGCCGCCGGGCGCCGAGCGGAGCGUCGACCGGCAGCUGUGGCUAGCGUGCGCGGGCGGCAUGUGCACCGUGCCGCCGCUCGGCUCCAGCGUGUACUACUUCCCGCAGGGCCACGCCGAGCACGCGCUCGGCCACGCCGCCGGCUUCGACCUCUCCGCGGCGCGCGCCCCGCCGCUCGUGCCCUGCCGCGUCGCCGCCGUGCGCUACUUGGCCGACGCGGACACCGACGAGGUCUUCGCCAGGAUCCGCCUCGCCCCUCUCCGCGCCCCGGAGUCCGGCGCCGACAUCCAGGACGACGCGCAGGAGGAGAAGCCGGCGUCGUUCGCCAAGACGCUGACGCAGUCCGACGCCAACAACGGCGGCGGGUUCUCGGUGCCGAGGUACUGCGCCGAGACCAUCUUCCCGCGGCUGGACUACGCCGCCGACCCGCCCGUGCAGACCGUCGUCGCCAGGGACGUGCACGGGGCCGCGUGGAAGUUCCGGCACAUCUACCGCGGCACCCCGCGCCGGCACCUGCUCACCACGGGGUGGAGCGCGUUCGUGAACCAGAAGAAGCUCGUGGCCGGGGACUCCGUCGUCUUCCUCCGCGGCGACGGCGGGGAGCUCCACGUCGGCAUCCGGCGUGCCAAGCGCGGCUUCUGCGGCGCCGAGGAGGGCUGGGACCGGUACGCGGGCCCCGUGCGAGGCAAUGCGAGCCCGUGCGGGGCCGCCAGAGGCCGUGCCAAGGUGCGCGCCGAGGACGUGUUCGAGGCGGCGAGGCUGGCGGGCAGCGGGCAGCCGUUCGAGGUCGCGUACUACCCGCGCGCCAGCACGCCAGAGUUCUGCGUGCGCGCCGCGGCGGUGCGCGCGGCGAUGCGGGUCCAGUGGUGCCCCGGGAUGCGGUUCAAGAUGGCGUUCGAGACGGAGGACUCGUCACGAAUCAGCUGGUUCAUGGGCACCGUCGCCGGCGUCCAGGUCGCCGACCCCGUCCGUUGGCCGCAGUCGCCGUGGAGGCUCCUUCAGGUGACCUGGGACGAGCCGGACCUCCUCCAGAACGUGAAGCGGGUGAGCCCGUGGCUGGUCGAGCUCGUCUCGAGCAUGCCGGCCAUCCACCACCUCGCCUCCUCCUUCUCGCCGCCGCGCAAGAAGCCGCGGGUUCCGGCCUACCCGGAGUUCCCCUUCGAGGGGCAGCUCCUGCACCCGGCGUUUCCCCCGAACCCAGCGACGCACGGCCACCGCCACCAUUACCACCACCACACCCAGAGCUACCGUCCGUCCUUCUUCCCCUUCCCGGACGGUAGCAUACAGGGAGCCAGGCAUACGCAAUUCGGUCCAUCUUCUUUAUCGGAUCUCCGCCCCACCCACCUGCAGCCGAGCCUCGCGUACCCGGGGAUCCGCUGCCCCGACCGUGUCAGCGCUACACCCGGAAUCAGCACCGACCUGACCAUCGGCAGCUCACCGGGGAAGCUAAACGCCGUCGCAAGCACCCUGUGCGUCAAGCCCCACGGCGUCAAGCGGCUGGGGCUAGUGCUCUUCGGCCAGACAAUAUUGACGGAGCAGCAAAUGAGCUCGGCAGGAGUGACCUCCCCCACGGCCACCUUGAACAGCUCGCUCGACUGGAACGACGAGAAAGCCGCCGGCAACGCGUCGGAGGGCUCGGCCUCCGGCGUCAUACAGUACAGCAGCCCCUCCGACGACACGUCGAUGCGGUGGUUCAGGGGCCACAGCCACAGCAGCUCCGAGCUCGGCCUGGAGGCGGGACAAUGCAAGGUGUUCGUCGAGUCGGAGACCGUUGGCCGGAACCUCGAUCUCUCGGCGAUGACCUCGUUCGAGGAGCUCUACGGCCGUUUGUCGCAGAUGUUCUGCAUCGACGGCGCGGAGCUCAGGAGCCGCGUGCUCUACCGUGGCGCCGCCGGCGAGGUGAAGCACGCCGGAGACGAGACUUUCAGCGAGUUCGUCAAGGCGGCACGGAGGAUUACCAUACUGGCAGAUGCUGGGAGCUAGAGCAUAGAGACAGAGCAUCGUCCGUAUGUACAGGGCAGUUUGAUGUGCUAUCGUGUUCUUUCAUUUUUAUCAUCGGACUACUAUCGUGUAGCAUUCAUCAAAAGAGGCUAUGGAGCAUUAGUCCAAUUAGGCAGUCCAGUUAUCUUCUUCUUCUUCGUGUAUCGUGUAAUGUGCAAUCCAUGUAGCAAGACUUGGGUUAAGGGAAUGAUCGUGUCCUUCUUUUUGCUUAUGUUAGCAUAAAAAUACCACAUUUUCUUCAA
Lolium rigidum is the source of this 2270-nucleotide messenger RNA. RefSeq names its product auxin response factor 8-like. Bases 1 to 2010 code for a protein of 669 amino acids. Gene Ontology annotation, molecular function: DNA binding; protein binding. The transcript has 3 exons. Gene Ontology annotation, biological process: regulation of DNA-templated transcription; response to hormone. The record is from RefSeq and is a predicted model, not a curated record. NCBI's taxonomy places the organism in Eukaryota, Viridiplantae, Streptophyta, Magnoliopsida, Poales, Poaceae. Gene Ontology annotation, cellular component: nucleus.